AAAUUGUUGUAUCGGUUUAGUUUGCUGGUGUUUAAGUAAAUAGUCUGUUUAACUGCCGUGAGUUUUUAUCUGUUAUAAAUCAACGAAAAUGGCCCCGAUUCUUGGCUAUUGGAAUCUUCGAGCGCUUGUUGAGCCCAUUGUGUUGACACUGAAACAAGCUAAACAGCCAUACGAGUACAAGACUUACAAACUUGGUGGUGCUCCAGAUUACGAUAAAUCCGAAUGGCUCAAAGAGAAGGAGAAUUUAGGUCUUGAAUACCCGAAUUUACCUUAUUAUAUUGAUGGAGACCUUAAAAUUACUCAGACUUUGGCGAUUCUACGAUAUUUGGGUCGAAAACAUGAUUUAGGACCCAAAGGAGAAGAGGAAACAAUUCGUUCUGAUUUAAUCGAACAGGGUGUCAUGGAGAUGCUUUUAUCCUUAUUCAGAGCUUGGUAUGCUGAUAAUGAUCAAUUCUAUGAAGCAAAUAUCAUUAAGCUAGUUCCAUACUUGGAACAGAAACUCGAACAUACUUCAAAAGUUCUUGGAUCGAAUCAAUUUCUUCUUGGAGAUCGAGUCACUUACAAUGAUUUCCUUUUGUACUCGACAUUAGACUACAUAAGACUCUUCAAAUGUUCACUACUUGAUCCACAUCAAGGCUUAAAAGAUUAUCUUGACAGAAUCGAAGCUCUUCCAGAAAUCGAGCCAUAUUUUAAAGACGAAAAUUUCAAACGAUUUCCUAUCACCGGAUCAAUGGCUAAGUUUGGAAGCGGAAAUUAGUUAUAAACUUUUGAUAAAUUCGUAAAUGACUUCGAUUAAAUAAUUAUGUCAAUGAAUUAAAGUACUAUUAAGCUUUA
This is a messenger RNA of Panonychus citri (citrus red mite), 834 nucleotides long. Its product is annotated as glutathione S-transferase Mu 1-like. Lineage: Eukaryota; Metazoa; Arthropoda; Arachnida; Trombidiformes; Tetranychidae. Gene Ontology annotation, biological process: glutathione metabolic process. The transcript is spliced from 2 exons. Gene Ontology annotation, molecular function: glutathione transferase activity. The record is from RefSeq and is a predicted model, not a curated record. Bases 89 to 757 code for a protein of 222 amino acids.